GAAUGUAGGCAGCAGUAAGAUAAAACUUGACUGUUUUCAUAGAAGAGUUAACAAUGAUUUGGAGUGGGCGAGGUGGCAGAAGGGCGACUUAGCUUCAACUCCCUCAAAUAUAACCCGGUCUGACCUUUAAACUUGAAUGAUGUCACAUGAGAAAAAUCUGCUCUUCCUCUUGAACGUCCCUCCUUUUUGUCUUUUUUUUUUCGUCCAAGAAUCCCAGUGAAAAACGUAAACGGCAACUUCUGUGGAAUGUGAGUUGUCUGACUUUUACAGCAGCUCAACAGGUGUGUCUGAAAGCUCCAGAAAAAGCGGGAACCUUGAGUUGAUAUUGAUUUAAUUAUGUAUUUGGAGUUAGCUUUUGGUGAUAAAGCUAUGGCCCCAAACUGGAGCAGACUGGAGUUGUGUGGGUGUCAACAAUGCAGACACUCACAAAGAGCAUCAGUUCAUUAAUAAUUUAAACAAUUCACCAAGGACCAAUUGAGUCACAUGACCCAAACUGUGGCCACCGAACUAUCAGAGCUUUCAAAUACUUCAAACAUCCCACCUUUACCCUCUCCCUCUAUUUCGCUAACACAUAGGCACGUGAUGAUCCUCGUGCUUCCUGUUUGUCCUGUGUUAAUGUUUAUGACCAAAAAAAGAAAAAAGAAAAAGAAAUGCUUGGCCUGGUCACGUGGUCUAACCCCCUCCCCCUCCCUCUCCCUCCCUCUCCGGGGUCUCGGGCCCGAGCGCAGCUUAAAACUUGGAACAUAAAUCAGGCUCCCAUAAAUAAUGGCUGCACUUCCCUUUACAUCUCCGUUGGACUAACAGACAAUAAAAACACCAAUAAGCAGAGAUUGGAUCUAAUUUAUUGCCUCAUAAAAGCAGACGAGAGGAGUUCGGCUCGGCUUCGGCGACGCAGGCGCAGCCGAAGGCAGCCCAGCUCUCACCGUCCAACACACACACACACACACACACACAUACACAUACACACACAGGUACACAAACAACACUGCUACACGGUGCUUUCUCCUCCAAUUAUAACUGUGGUGUUACAAGGUGAGGUUGGGAAAUCUGUUAAAAACGGUCACAUAUGAUCAGAUGUCUUCUUGCAUGCCAUCAGUUUGACUUGAUGGUAAUCUACUAAUAUUGAUAAUAAUAGUCUGCAGCCUAUGGUGGAAGUAGUACAUGGUCUUUUUUAAUAAUAUCAAAAUCCAUCAUUUUCUGUUCAUAAACUAAACAAAAAGAAAGCUUUACACUGGAUUCCUUAUUAUGUAACAGCUAAAGCAUUUUCAUUUAAUGCUUUAUUUUAGCAGAAAAAAGGCCUGAGAAUCAAUCAAACUCUAAACAUUUUAAUAUUACUAAUUACUAUUAUUAAUUUCCAUGAAAUUUUGAAUACAACUAAACUUUUAAAUAUAAGAAAAAGUUUACCAUGCCGCCAUAAUCGGUACCCCGAAACUAAAGUAGGCUACUGGCUGUUACAUAGGGCUACAAUGAAAGGAAAUGAAUACAUUUAAAUAUAUACAUAAGGAAUGGAAUUGGAUUGAAUAAAAGCAGGUCAAUCGUCCAAAAGUCCCGUCUUCAGUAUAAUCCACGCUCCCGGUGCAGUGGCCGCCGUGCUCUCUCCACAAAUGCUCCCGAUAAAACGGGAGGAUUUUUUUUUACAACAAAUAUCCAUUUUUUUAAAGGCUAAAAAGAGAAAUAGAAUCGUAAACCGAGCGAUGUAGCGUAUUGUGAUGCUGCAGCUCAGCCACCAGCUUUUUGUCUGCUGUGUUUGGGCUUGUGUUUGCAGUGUGUGUGUGUGUGUGUGUGUGUGUGUGUGUCCAUGCAGCCUCGGCCAUCUCACUGCUGCCUUCAAUGGCCCCUUACUCCCACACUCUUUUUUUUGUCAGAGUCAGCGUGGGAAACAGAGUCAAGCUGAACAACGGAUAUCAGUUGGGCUCUGGUUGCUGAUUUUUUGAAAUUCUUCUGCCAAAAUAUUUCUCUGCGACGUGUGCAUGAUGGGCGCGUAUUAGCCGAGCGUAAAGUGGCGCGAAGGGAUAACAAACCGUGGAGCUACAGCAGAGAGGCGGAGAGGCUGUGAGAGUGGAGCUUUCCUUGUUGUGGAGGCAGAGAGCGGAGCCGCUGUCAGGCCCUUUGCAGUCACUGAAAGAUUGAUCACCGCACUCGGGCUUCCACGGGGCCCUCCCCAAAAAUAUCCUCUUGCUAAACUCCCGAGGUCCCGAUCUUUCUAAAAAAAAACCUACAUGUGCGUCCUGUUAAGUCUGACGGCCGCGUGCUGCUCGCUCACUCACUGUGAGCGUCCACAUCCCUGCAGCUGUGUUAUUAUUAUGAUUAUUACUCCUGUUAUGGACGCACAUGUCUGCAGCCUUCUCCUCUCCUGUAGUGUCAUGCAGCGACCUCGCUGUGAACCCACCUUCUCUCUGUCUCUCGGCGUAAACACACCGUACAUCUUAACAGGCACACAGACGCAUACACACACACUCGCGCGCGCGUACACAGACAGCAAACAUAAUCACUUGCAAGGAUCAGUUUUUGUGCUAGAGUUCAUAGACUUUUUUGGUUUUAGAUUAUAUUUAGGCAAUAUCUUGGUUUCUCUAUCUUUGGAAACCACACACACACACAAGCCCCAACGACUCUUUAAAUAUGUAAAUAAUUAAAUACAUGAACCAUUGCCUAUAAAUACAAACAGAAUGUGCACUUACAAACCAACAGGCUCCCCCUCCUCUCUCUCAGUCUGUCUUCUCACCUCCUCACUGACUAUAACUUUCUGACUCUUUCAGAUCAGAUUCUCAGUCUCCAUCCUCCUCUCCCCCCCUGAAUCAAUCUAAAAGCCUCUCCAGUCGUAUUUGUGUCUAAGUUUGGGAUUUUCAGCCUCUGUCACAAUUUAUAAGAUUAAUGAGGUGAGUGAUUGUUUUUUUUCUCCCCGAAGGAGCCAUAUUGCAAACAGAGCUGGCCAACUCCAUCCACCUAAUGUUAGCCGUCAUUACAUCACCCAGAGGAUCGAAGGAAAUAAUGCGGGAGAUGCUGUAUUGUUUGUGGUGCCGGGAUGCGCGGGCGACCCGCCGCCCACACUGCGCACAUGGCGACCGGCCGCUUUCAAUUUUCCUUUUUUUUUUGUCCCUCCCCAGAAUUUACCCCCCGUUAUGACAAAAGAAUAGCAGCUAUCAUGUGAUAGCCCAGCGCCUGUCCUUGCCACAGCAUUUGGUGGAAAAAUAAUAAUGCCGCUUCCAACAGCCGUCGCCACCGCCAGGCCCCGGCACCCGAUUGGUUGCUCUGACUCACAUGACCAGGAAUUGGCUGCAAUUGCGUCCCAUAGUUCUUCAGUUUAGCUUACCCAGGUCCCCAUACGCUAGUAAUAUCACCAAUAUACACAAUUAUUAUAUAGCCGCCGCAUUUACGCCAUUGCGGUCGGGAGCCUAUGCUCGUGCGUUUUUUUUUUCAUUUCCUUUUAUUUUUUUAAGGAGCCAUUCUGCGUUGUGUGCGGCGUGCGGCGUGCGUGUUUAUGUCUUGUUUUUUUAUUUUUUUAUUUUGGGGAAGGGAUUGUUCGGGGGUCUCGCCGUUUGAGGGUGAAACCGGUUUGAGGGAGCUAUGAAUUUUGAAUUCGAAAGGGAGAUCGGUUUUAUAAACAGCCAGCCAUCCCUAGCAGAGUGCCUGACGUCCUUCCCCGCCGCCCUGGAGUCAUUUCAAACUUCAUCAAUCAAGGAGUCGACAGUAAUUCCGCCUCCCUUCGAGCACACCAUCCCCAGCCUCAGCCCCUGCACAGCCAGCCAGCCGAGACCGGCUGCAAGGAGCCAGCAGAACCGGAGAAGCUCCACCACUAAUGGCCUCCAGACGCACCACCGGGGCGCCCAGCAGCCCGGACCGCAGGGGCAGGCCCCUGCCCCGGUCACGGCGUCGCCGGCUGGUCCGGUGGCCCACGAAUUCCCCUGGAUGAAGGAGAAGAAGUCGUCCAAGAAGGGUCCAAAGCCCGGGGGCAACACCAGCGGUGGAGGAUCCAUCAUCCCCCCCGCCUCGUCCUCCCCGUCGCCGACCGCCUCCGGGUACGCUUCGGCGGGCAUCGAGUCACCCACAGACCCGAGCCAGGCGGGUCUGGAUGGUGGAGGAGCCGGGUCCCGCCGGCUGCGCACCGCGUACACCAACACGCAGCUGCUGGAGCUGGAGAAAGAGUUCCACUUCAACAAGUACCUAUGUCGGCCCAGGAGAGUGGAGAUAGCCGCCCUGUUGGACCUGACUGAGCGACAGGUCAAAGUGUGGUUCCAGAACCGGCGGAUGAAACACAAGCGCCAGACUACGCACCACAGGGACGGCGGGGGCGGCCACGAAUCCAGCGACCCGGGCGGCUUCGAACCGCUCGAAGGCGCCGACGCUUCGUCCCCGUACUCGAGUCAACCGUUGGAGGCAUCUGGCACAGGGGAGGCUACACUGGAGGGCGAGAGGGUCAGCAGCGAUCCAUCUUCGGCCGCCGCCUACGCCAGUGACAGCGGGGACAAUGCGCAGCCCACGCCGGAGGAGGGAGGCCGUUCGAGCCGCCCCGAACUCCCACCGCUGCCGGGGGAAUCCGGCUGCAUUGACGUCGCGGCCUCUCACCGUUCUCCGCCGUCGUUCACCGCCACGAACUCCGCCGGUGACCCGGGGCUGAAGCUGAGCGAGGCCGGGCCCGCAGCAGGGUCCGGUCCGUCACUCUCCGAGCCGCGAGACAAACCCACCGCAUCCGCGGCCUCCUCUGCAGCCCCCGCCGCCUCCUCGUCCCCAGCCGCGCUCCCCGACCUCACGUUCUUCGCCGGGGACUCGUGCCUGUCGCCCAGCCUGCAGAGCUCCCUGGACAGCCCGGUGGAUUUCUCCGAGGAGGACUUCGACCUGUUCACAAGCACACUCUGCACCAUAGACCUGCAGCACCUCAAUUUCUGAGGGCAGCAGCAACUUUGAAAAAUAAACGCAAAAUUUCAAAUGAAAAAAAUUAAAAAGAAAUAAGAAAUAAUAAUAAAAAAAAGGAGUAGGGGAGUGGACGGUCAGGCCUCUGUGGAUGAACAACCGAGCGGAGAAGACAGCAGUAAACAUGGGAUCUGUUGUUUAAAAAUAAUUAAAAGCUUCUCGGCAACAUUCCUGAAACAUUUCUGAAUGAAAUUAUGUUCCGUUCGAAAUAUCAUUUUUCGUCUUCUUGCUGGUUUUAUUUUGCGGAUGAAAUGUAGUUUCAGAGAGAUGCAGUUCCUUCUUUCUUCUUUUUUUUAUUUUAAUUUUUAACAUCGAAGGGAAAGUGUUUUUUUUUGUUUUUUUUUUCCCACGAUCGAAACGUUGUGGAUUUGUCUCUCCCUCUUGUCGAAAUUUCAGGUAUUUAUUGCCUUUCUUGUUUUGGUUGACACGAAUAACCCUUAUCGGUGUGUGUGUGUGUGUGUGUGUGUGUGUGUUUGUGUGUCUGUGUGUGUGUGUGUGUGUGUGGAUUUAUUUCCUCUUAUCCAUUCUGGUGCAGCUUCAUGGAUCCAUAAUAACUUCUCAGGAACUGUUCACGGAGUCUAGGCACAGAUAGCUGGACUGCUUUUAGCAAAAUCUGAACUGAAGGAUGAAAUUCUAAUCUCUCUGUGCGAGACGAGACGUGAGGGGAGCCCUGCUGACGACCCGACUUUUAGACCCUAGUUUAUUUAUUGAGAUUCUUUAAUAGUGAAAAUCUAAAUUAUUUAUUGUAUAUAUAUUUUCAUAGUGGAAUAAUAAUAAUAAAACGUACAAACAUUUA
Scophthalmus maximus (turbot) is the source of this 5704-nucleotide messenger RNA. RefSeq names its product homeobox B2a (gene hoxb2a). The coding region runs from base 3565 to 4884 and encodes 439 amino acids. NCBI's taxonomy places the organism in Eukaryota, Metazoa, Chordata, Actinopteri, Pleuronectiformes, Scophthalmidae. Gene Ontology annotation, biological process: regulation of DNA-templated transcription. Gene Ontology annotation, molecular function: DNA binding; DNA-binding transcription factor activity, RNA polymerase II-specific. The record is from RefSeq and is a predicted model, not a curated record. The transcript has 2 exons.